AUGGUUGCAGGCGAUCAAAACACGCUCGUUGCUGUGCGCACCAGACUCCUAAUGUCAAAAUCACCAGUUGCCAAGUCACUCCUCGAUCUGAUAGAGAACAAGGAGAUCGGUCCGCUCAAAUCAUUCUCUUCUGUCGUCAGAGAUUCUUAUGGGCCGACUGAGUUAUACUUUCCCAAGCUGAACCGAUCUAUGGCCAUUCUGACCACUGUUCCCUCCCAGGAAGACUUGCAUGACAUUAUUCGCCGGAAAUUCGAGAGUCACGACAAUAAACUUGGGUCAUCGUCUGCUUCACUCAGCGACCCAGGCGCUACAUCAUCGCAGUUUCUCAUAUCGGAAGGUGCACUAGCUAGCCUCAGACACUCCAGCGGAUAUCUGGCGACUGAUAUCGUACUGCCAAAUAUGAUCGUUGAAGAAAUCCAAGAGAAAUGUACACCAGAAAAGAGGGGACUUCGCCAUGCAAACGAACUUUUCACUGUACCCACAACAGUCAGCAUUCUCCCACAAGAUGCCACCCUUGGUCUCCAACACAACACCGAGGCCUUCACAUAUUCAACCCUCCUAUCGGGUUCCAUGGUAUGGAUGAUAUGGCCUCCAACAGAACACAAUCUUGCAACUCUACGCAAUGCUUACGAUGCAUUUGCUAAAACCCACGACCAAGAUAGUUUCAAGAUUCUUGAGAAAUUUGAGUACGGCGUCACUUUCGUUCAGAAAGCUGGCGACGGUCUGCGAAUCCCUCCAUUCACACCGAUGCUAGCAUUGACGAUGGAGCCUUGCGUUCUCGCUAAAUAUCAAGUCAUCACUAAGGACUCAUUUUUCGCCUGCCUUGAGAAGCUGCCGCUAUAUAUGAGCUACUGGGCCACUGAGCCACUUGGCGCGCAGAUGAAAGCAGAAUUUGGGCGAGGUAUCGUUUCUGCCAUUGCGGAGAUUCUGACAGGCGCCUUUGACCGCAUUGAUCUCAACACAAUGAGAAACCCUAUCAAAGAAAAAAGCAACAUUCUGACAUUGCUUCGUACAUGGGACAACGUGAAGAUGGGUCUUAUCGGUAUCAUGGAUCCUGAGACAAAGAAACGCCUGAAACACGUUUGGGUGACCUUCCUCACGAGGACGACAACACAGAGAUGUCUCAUCUGUGGAGGUGCGGUCAGGAGAGAUCGACCAGGUCACGAGGAAGGCCAUUUUUCGAGGUUUCACUUUGAGAAUGAAUGA
Aaosphaeria arxii CBS 175.79 is the source of this 1206-nucleotide messenger RNA. RefSeq lists its product as uncharacterized. Lineage: Eukaryota; Fungi; Ascomycota; Dothideomycetes; Pleosporales. The record is from RefSeq and is a predicted model, not a curated record. Bases 1 to 1206 code for a protein of 401 amino acids. The transcript has a single exon.